UUUCCAGCCCGGGUGUCAAGACAAUACUUUAAAAGCAAGGAAGCUGUUUUACCUGCCUUUGACAAUCCCAGAGGACACCGAUCAAGAAACAGGGGAGUGACUUGGUCUUCUGCACUACUUUACUCCUACCCCCAUUUUUUUUUAGGGGGAGAGAAGGAUUUUUUCCAGUCCAAGAACCUCUUGCCCCCAAGUUUUGGAAGGGGGUUGAAGACUUGUCACCCGUCUGGGGGUGCAUGAAGGGCAUUGCUUUUCUUUCCCUGUCACCUUGGUUUUGUGGAGGUUUGGAAGAGAACUUUGCCUGGGAGAAGAGGAUGAUGUGGAAGUGGCUGGGUGCCCUGCUGCUGUUCCCGGUGCAGAUGGUGUACCUGGUGGUGAAAGCUGCCGUGUGCCUGGUGCUGCCGCCCAAGCUGCGAGACCUGUCCCGGGAGAACGUGCUGGUCACCGGCGGGGGCCGAGGCAUCGGCCGCCACCUGGCCCGGGAAUUCGCCAGGAGAGGAGCCAGGAAGAUCAUCCUGUGGGGUCGGACUGAGAAAUGCCUGAAGGAGACCACGGAGGAGAUCAGGAUGAUGGGGACAGAGUGCCACUACUUCAUCUGUGAUGUGGGAAACCGCGAGGAAGUCUAUCGGCAAGCCAAGGCCGUGCGGGAAAAGGUGGGUGACAUCACCAUCCUGGUGAACAAUGCUGCUGUGGUCCAUGGGAAGAGCCUGAUGGACAGCGAUGAUGAUGCACUGCUCAAAUCCCAGCACAUAAACACCCUGGGACAGUUCUGGACCACCAAAGCAUUCCUGCCAAGGAUGCUGGAGCUGCAGAAUGGGCACAUUGUUUGCCUGAACUCUGUCCUGGCCUUGUCAGCCAUCCCUGGUGCCAUUGACUAUUGCACCUCCAAAGCCUCAUCCUUUGCUUUUAUGGAGAGCCUGACCCUGGGGCUGCUGGACUGUCCUGGAGUGAAUGCCACCACAGUCCUGCCCUUCCACACCAGCACAGAGAUGUUCCAGGGCAUGAGAAUCAGGUUCCCUAGUCUUUUUCCUCCUCUCAAGCCAGAGACAGUGGCAAGGAGGACAGUAGAAGCUGUUCAGAUGAAUCAAGCCUUCCUUCUCCUUCCAUGGACAAUGCAUGUUCUUGUUAUCCUAAAAAGCAUUCUCCCCCAGGCAGCACUUGAAGAAAUCCACAAGUUUUCUGGGAGCUACACCUGCAUGAACACUUUUAAAGGACGAACAUAGACCUGAUGGCACAAGGACUGUUCUGCAGUGAACCCAGCACAAGCAUGAAAAUCCUACAGGACUGUGAAUCAGCAAGUCUUGGCUUUCAGCCUGUUCAUGUGACUUGUGCUGCUCUGAGGCAACACAUUUCUUGCAGGUCAUAUCCAUAGUAACAUGACCUUUGCACAGGAUUGAGUGAGUGGACUAUGGACCCUUGGAAAGAAAAACAGAAAGUGUGAAAUGUUUCUAUGAUGUUUAAUUCUUUAGAGUUCAACUGUUAAAUCUACUCAUAGUUUUAAGAUGUGAUUUUUGUUUCUUAAGUGUCUGUGGGCUGUCUCAGUGGAGAGACAGCACAUCCCAUCCCAAACACACUUUGUGCCCUCUCUCCAGAGGAACUGCCACUGGUUUCAUUUCAGCUUUUUGAAUGAGGAACUUCAAAAUUACUUUAAAGAACUAAAAGAUAUGGACAUUUAGUGGAUGCUUCCUUCUCUUUCUUCACUUUCCAUCCCAUGAUGAAGCUGUUCCCAGCACACACUGGGGAAGGAGCAAACCAUGAAGCAAUGUUUUCUUUGCUAAAGGCCACCCAGGACUUCUCUUUCUGGGCCCAAAAAAGCUGCUCUACUUCCCUUGUGGAGGCUGGACAGGAAGGCUCAGGCAGCAGAGCUGAGAGUUUAAAUAGUGGAAGAUUCUUUCUGUCACUGGACUCAUGUGUGAAAUAGUCAUUCUGAUUUUUUUGUGUUCAUUUGUGAUAAAAUAUAAAUAGAUUUUUAGCUUUAAUCCCAGAUUGCCACACAUGUAGGCAGCAGCACAUUGGGGAUGAACUAAAUCUAGAACUAAAACUAGAGCCUGCUUGUACAAACAUACAUUCACUGACAUAAUCCAUGCAGAGGAAAAUCCAUUGUAUCAAUCUGCACAGUGAAGUGGAAUAACACUCUAAAGGACAGUACUGUCGUGCUCAUGAGGUGUGAAAUCUGGGAGCACAUUUAGCAAAGACCUGAUGAAAUGCAUUUUGAAUUCAUCUGGCAAUAAACCCAUUGUGCUUUAGGGACAUUGAAUCAGGCACUGAUCAGCCAGAAGUGGUAAAUACACUUGGACUGAGGUGCCAGAAGCAGCUAGACAUUAUUUAUUUUUGUAAUGAUAUACUCUCUUUGACAGCCUAGGAAGGGCAACACUGCAUUUCUGUGCAAAAUGCAGUGAGCAGCACAUUGGAGCACUACUAACAGAGGAAUUAAUAUAAUUGCAAUAGAGGAAGUAGCAAGUCUAACUGGAGACACCUGCAUGAAGUGCCUCAAGGAUGGAUGUGUGAUUAAAGGAGCGAAUUUAGGGCUCCUGACUUGAAUUUCAAGCUUUUCCAUAGAUGUCCUGUGUGGCUUGGAGCAAAAUGCAUCAUCUGAAAGAGCACCCUGACCUGCAAAGCAGAUUUUUUUAGUGUUUCCCUACCUCAGAAUUACAAGUCUGACUACCUAAAUGUCUGUCCAAAGCUCAGCAAAUUCAAAUGCAACGUGUUAUAGAAAGGAAAAGCAGUAUUUGUUCAUAGACCAAGAGGUUCUAUACAAAAAUUCAGAUGAGGAAAAAAACC
Messenger RNA from Pseudopodoces humilis (Tibetan ground-tit), 2778 nucleotides. RefSeq names its product dehydrogenase/reductase 3 (gene DHRS3). Gene Ontology annotation, molecular function: all-trans-retinol dehydrogenase (NAD+) activity. Gene Ontology annotation, cellular component: lipid droplet. The record is from RefSeq and is a predicted model, not a curated record. Lineage: Eukaryota; Metazoa; Chordata; Aves; Passeriformes; Paridae. Gene Ontology annotation, biological process: regulation of retinoic acid receptor signaling pathway; retinoid metabolic process.